GCCUCACGGACACAAAACGACAGUAUUCAUAUAAGCAACAUAGAUGUAACGUAACAUUACCCUUUUUUUUAAUAUAUACGUGACUUGUAUGUUCUAGGUUAUUUAUUAACAAUACAGUCCGAACUGUUUAUACAAAUAAAUGUAAAAAAAUAUCCGACUGUCAUUCUCUCAUUCUGCUUUAAAGUAACUAUGAGUUCCUCGUCGACUGCAGUGCUGCUGGAAACGGUCAAUUUUGCUGCAGAAAAACAUCGUAAUCAGCGCCGUAAAGAUCCUGAUGCCACACCUUACAUCAAUCACCCUAUAGGGGUGGCAAGGAUUUUAAGUCAUGAGGGUGGAAUCACAGAUAUUGAGGUUUUACAAGCUGCAUUGCUUCAUGACACAGUAGAGGACACUGACACAACCUUUGAAGAGCUGGAGUCUAUGUUUGGAGCAACAGUGGCAAGAAUUGUCCAGGAGGUUACAGAUGACAAAUCGUUGCCAAAAGAGGAGAGAAAACGCCUGCAAGUGGAGCACGCACCACACCGCAGCCAUCAGGCCAAGCUAGUUAAACUAGCAGACAAAUUGUAUAAUUUGCGAGACCUCAAUCGUUGCACUCCCAAAGGUUGGACACCAGAACGGGUUCAAGAAUACUUUAUAUGGGCAUCUCGGGUGGUAAAAGGGCUCCGUGGCACCAAUGCGGCACUUGAGGAGAAACUGCAGCAGCUCUUUUUGGAGAGAGGAGUGCAGUUAUGAUGAUGUCACAAGCCACUGGCUACAAAGAUGCUGCUUUUUUUUUUUUUUUGUAACUGAUCACCAUGGAAUGUUCUUUACCCUUUGAGGUUCUUUCUACUGUGGAACUCAUGAGGAGAUGUUGAGGAAGAUUUCCUCAACAUUUCCUAUUGUGUUCCACAGAACAACAUCAGGGUGGGUGAAUGAUAACUGAAUCUAAAUUUUUUGAUUCAGCAUUAAUAUUAAGAUUUUUAAAUUAGAUCAUUCUAUUUAAUAAUUUGAAUAAGUAUAUAAUCUGUGCACAUACUGUAUAUGAAAUGCAAUUAAAGUUUUGUUAAAUGU
Molecule: messenger RNA, 1050 nt
Organism: Labeo rohita (rohu)
Lineage: Eukaryota; Metazoa; Chordata; Actinopteri; Cypriniformes; Cyprinidae
Gene: hddc3
Product: HD domain containing 3
Exons: 4
Coding region: 190-732 (180 amino acids)
Molecular function (GO): guanosine-3',5'-bis(diphosphate) 3'-diphosphatase activity
Source: RefSeq, a predicted model, not a curated record